Molecule: messenger RNA, 402 nt
Organism: Hydatigera taeniaeformis
Lineage: Eukaryota; Metazoa; Platyhelminthes; Cestoda; Cyclophyllidea; Taeniidae
Source: the annotation of a GenBank genome assembly
GAGGAUAGUAUAGAUGAAGGCAUAGGCUACACAGUAAACCAGUCGCAAUUCCCGCGUGAUAAGGAAUUGAACGAGGUCUUUGGUAGCAGUGAUGGCCUUAGGGCAUCUGGCCAGCGUCUGAAGCGUGCAGAUCGUGAAAGCAAGUUCUCCGUUAGCGGAAGUGCAAAUAUUGGCUUUCCAAGUGGUUAUAGUGGCCUUGAGUGGGACUUCGUACCUGACAACGCUCCCAUCUGUCGCAAGCCGAUCACUACAGGUCAGUACUUCGCGCUCGAUCCUGCCAAGAGCAGCCGCGGCGAUAUGGGUCUUUCGGAACAUUCUGCAUCCACCGAAGAAAUAACUGCCAUCUCCGUCGAAAAAGUUGAGGAUAAACUGACUAAACUCGGUAUAGGGCAUGACCGGUAA